CACACUCUCAGACAGGUCACCCCUGCCUAAUGUCACCUGGAAUGAAAGACAGAGCUAAUAUAUAUCCUGAUAAAUCCUUUAACCCUCAUGAUAACACUGUAUAUUUGUUUCAUUUGCAGGCACUCCAUGGACGACUUGUUCAGGCCCUUCCUUUUUGCUUUGCUCCACAGCGGUUCGCCAGCUCCUUCAAGGCAGCGGAUCUCAGCAUCGAACGCAACACAGCAUGCAAGCCGAAGCCGGACCCCUCCACCUUGCUGUUCGGCAAGAGCUUCUCCGACCACAUGUUGACCAUCAACUGGUCACAGAAAGAAGGCUGGGAGGCACCUCACAUUGGGCCUUUCCAGAACCUGUCGCUGCACCCCGCCACCUCCGCCCUGCACUACUCCACAGAGCUGUUUGAAGGCAUGAAAGCUUUCCGCGGAGUCGACAAUCGCAUCCGGCUGUUCAGACCGAUGCUGAACAUGGAGAGGAUGCACCGGAGCGCAGACAGAAGCUGCCUUCCUCUGUUUGACAAAGGCGAGCUGCUGGAGUGCAUCAGGAAGCUGGUGGAGCUCGACCAAGAAUGGGUUCCUUAUUCUCUGAACGCCAGCCUCUACAUCAGACCCACCUUCAUAGGAACUGAGCCGUCCCUCGGCGUGUCUCCGCCGGGCAGAGCGAUGAUCUUUGUCAUCAUCGGCCCAGUUGGACCCUACUUCGCCACCGGGUCUUUCAACCCCGUGUCUCUGCUGGCCGACCCUUCGUUUGUCAGAGCUUGGAAAGGAGGAGUCGGGGCUUAUAAGAUGGGAGGUAACUACGGCCCCACGAUAGCGGUGCAGAACGAGGCGGUGAAGAGGGGCUGUCAGCAGGUCCUGUGGCUGUACGGAGAACAGGAGGAGAUCACCGAGGUCGGCACCAUGAACCUCUUCAUCUACUGGACCAACGAGAAUGGAGAGAAAGAGUUGGUGACCCCUCCUUUGGACGGCAUCAUUCUUCCAGGAGUCACCAGACAGUCUCUGCUGGACCUGGCCAGAACCUGGGGUGAGUUUAAGGUGACCGAGCGUAAGAUGGGCAUGAAGGAGCUGCUGGGGGCUCUGGAUGCAGGGAGGGUCCUGGAGGUGUUCGGAGCAGGGACGGCCUGCGUCGUCUGUCCUGUCGGAAGCCUCCUCUACAGAGGAAAGACGUACGAGAUCCCUACUAUGCAGAAUGGUCCAGACCUGGCAAAGAGGUUCCACAAAGAUCUUACUGAUAUUCAGUAUGGACGCACACAAAGUGAAUGGGCACCACUGGUCGCUUAAGCGGCCGUUUUGCACACGCCGGUUGUAUCAACAGUUAGUUACAUAAUUCCAGUUUGGACGACCAGCAGCCCCUCUUCCCCUCCCCCCCCACACUCUCAACCCACUAAUGCACUCCUGCUUACUCACCAACCCGAGGAGACGGACGCCUCCCUCUGUCGGUCUUCUCAGGCAACUUUAACAGAUGUUCCUCAAUCUGUGGGCUCUCACGAAAAAGACGGUUGGUGGUUUGAAUGUAGCUUUGGAGAGCAAUAUCGACGACAAUAUGCAACGUUUUGACUCGACCCCUUUUUAACCUCCGAGGUGUUCACUACAAGCCAAGUAAAACAAUCUCACUGAGGAACAAGAAUCAAGCAAAUACAAGCAACCAGAUGAAGUUUUAAAAAAAAACACAUAAAAGAUGAGAAGUGCCUGGUAGUGCUUUCAAAUCCUCACACCAGGCGUCUAAUUAGGUCACGCGGCUUAAACGCUACACUCCAUUCAUUCAAGUUUUUGCCCAAAUAUUCACUUGGAUUAAAUUCCUCGUGUUUCCUGAGGAUAGUUCUCAUAGCUAAUAGCACAAAUGUGUCAUUUUCAUCAACACUGCAUUCUGGCAUCAACAAAAAAAACACACAAAAAAGGCAAAAAACUGACAUAUGUCGAGCGUAGGAGCUGAAAUACUUGCAAUACUAAUGCAGCUACGUACUCUGUGUGGCUGUGGCUGUUUUUCUUACUGUCAUUAAAUCUCAUGUGUAGAGCCAAACUAACAUUGGAGUGAUCCUACUUACAAGUACUGUGUGGGUAUCCAAAAGCUUAAUAUAUCGUAUUCCUUUGUGCCAUAAAAUCUCCAUUGUUGUCCAAAAGUUAUUAAAAACACAUAAAUGAGCCCCACUUCUGCACUGGGUGACAUGUUCCUUCGUUAUAAAGAGUUUGGUCAUGUUAGUUUGUUUAAAAAUGGCUUCAAAGACUAAUUACAGUCUCCAGAGAGUAGUUCUGUGUAAAACGUAUCACAAUCCUUUUUAUUUGUAUUUUACUAUAAAGUCGAGAGGUUUUUAAUAUGUAGCACAACAAGCUAACGAAGCUCUGUAAACAGACUAGCGUCCCUGCACAUGCUCAGUAGCGUCUGCUUUACACAGAACUACUCUCUGGAGACUGAAAAUCGACUGAAAAGGUCUUUGGAGCCGUCUUUAAACAAGCGAACGUACCCAAAGUCUUUAUAAUGAAGGGAAAUGUCACUCGGAGCAGCUUUGUGGCUCACAAUAAUUAAUAAUUUGAGGUCUACGGCAUAAAGAAAUAAGAUUUAUCCGAGUUUAGAUACACACACAAUACUUAUAAGUAGAUCAGUUCAUUGAUAGUUUGGUUCUGCACAUUGACGAUAAGUAAAAAUAUAGAAAAUCAGCAGCCGAAUCCUUCAAGGACUUAACAUUGGAUAGUUAGUUACCUGGCAGCACGCUUUCUGUAAGUACUAUUUCUAAUAAACAAAUGUAUUAAAAUAGUAUUUCUCUACAGGAAAAAAAACAAAAAACUUACUAUACUAACAAUAACCUGUACUACUUGCAAAAACCUGUGGUGUUUUUUUUUGUUUUUGUUUUUUUUUUUUCUCCGAAACCUUUUUACCUGUUACAUGUGAGUAGUUGAAAUUGGAUCGUGAAUAGGAAACCUGUGAACGCAUCAUAGCACACGUUUUGUUACUGUCGUGUACAUAAUGAUAUAAAAAAAUAAGAAUUAAGAGAUAAGAAAGAAAGAAAGAAAGAAAGAAAGAAAGAAAGAGAGAGAGAGAAUUGCCGUAGUUUCCACGGGGGCCACGUCACUUUGACACCGGAGUUUGCACUGAUUGGUUUUAAUGUCGGGUUUGUUACCUGAGCGUGACUCAGCUGUUUGUUUUAUUUCAAAAAAAAAAAAAAAAAAAGAGAGGGAACACGAACGGUUUUGUAUGUUUGUUGGGGUUUUUUUGUUUUGUUUUGUAUGAAUACGACAAAAAACGAUAUAUAUAAAGAUUGAGAUUUUAAACAAAUAAAUAGACAAAUAAACGGUUGGUCUACGUUGAACUGUAGCACGCACAAAUGGUAGGAUGACAGAAGACGGACUGUUAGAUGUGCUGGUGUUUAUUUUUAAACUUCUGCACUAGUUUUGUGUGUGUGUGUGUGUGUGUGUGUGUGUAAUCAUAUCAUCAAUAUGAAAAAUAAUGUACGGUAACAAAUAGAUUAUCUUGUAAUUUUAGGAGGUUUUUAAAUUAUUUUUCUCUCCUUGUCUAGAUGUUGAAUUAGAGCAGAGUGUCUUCCAAAGUACUGGAGUGUGUCACCAAAGUACUUGACUGUCACCAGUGUUUGUGUGUGUGUGUGUGUGUGUGUGUGUCUCCUCGGCUUCGUGUCCUUUUAUCGCCCCCUGCUGGUUGUUUUUUCCCCCCCCUCUCUCUCUCUUUUAUGAAUGUAUUUUUAUUUUUACACUCCCGUACUGUUCACCUGUCCCUCUCUUCUGUCUAAGUGCCUGACCUCAGUCUGUUAGCUUGUCGUUCUGUGGAUCCGCAGCUGCUGUUUUUUUGUUUUUUUUUGUUCUUCCAGUUUAGUGCACUAUAGGGGAUUUUGCUGGAUUCUUUUAAAGUCAUUGUCAGUCUAGUUUUUUUUCUUUUUUCCUUUAAAUGUGCUGUUUUACUUUUACUCAGCGUUAUGUUUUUACAAUAAACCUGAUUUGAGUUCAA
Molecule: messenger RNA, 3948 nt
Organism: Scomber scombrus (Atlantic mackerel)
Lineage: Eukaryota; Metazoa; Chordata; Actinopteri; Scombriformes; Scombridae
Gene: bcat2
Product: branched chain amino-acid transaminase 2, mitochondrial
Exons: 10
Coding region: 30-1274 (414 amino acids)
Biological process (GO): L-leucine biosynthetic process; L-valine biosynthetic process
Cellular component (GO): mitochondrion
Molecular function (GO): branched-chain-amino-acid:2-oxoglutarate transaminase activity
Source: RefSeq, a predicted model, not a curated record